AUGCUCCAGAAGAAGAAUGCUGUUUUGGUGGAUGGGAUCAUCCUAAAUGGUCCAAUAAUGGACUCAAAAGCAGGAGAGAAGUUUGUGGAAGAAGCCUGUAAGAUUAUACUGGAAGAAGUGGUUCAGAAAGCUGAUGAUGUAACAGAAAAGGUCUGUGAAUGGCAAGCCCCUGAAACACUGAAGCAGAUUCUUGACCUGGAAAUGAGGGACACUGGAGAAUCUCAUCAUAAACUCCUGCAGCUCUGCCAGGAUGUUAUACAAUACAGCGUCAAAACGAGCCAUCCAAGAUUUUUCAAUCAGCUCUAUGCUGGAAUAGAUUAUUACUCGUUAGUGGCUCGUUUCAUUACAGAAGCACUGAACCCAAGUGUAUAUACAUAUGAAGUAUCCCCUGUGUUUCUGUUGGUGGAAGAAGCAGUCAUCAAGAAAAUGAUUGAGUUUAUAGGCUGGGAAGAAGGCGAUGGUAUAUUUAAUCCAGGUGGUUCUAUUUCUAAUAUGUAUGCUAUGAACUUAGCAAGAUACAAAUUUUGUCCUGCGAUAAAGGAAAAAGGACUUUCAGGUUUGCCAAGACUAGUCCUGUUUGUUUCAGAAGAG
This is a messenger RNA of Acanthisitta chloris (rifleman), 591 nucleotides long. Its product is annotated as glutamate decarboxylase-like protein 1. Gene Ontology annotation, biological process: carboxylic acid metabolic process. The record is from RefSeq and is a predicted model, not a curated record. Gene Ontology annotation, cellular component: cytoplasm. The annotation marks the transcript as partial. Gene Ontology annotation, molecular function: carboxy-lyase activity; pyridoxal phosphate binding. The transcript is spliced from 5 exons. NCBI's taxonomy places the organism in Eukaryota, Metazoa, Chordata, Aves, Passeriformes, Acanthisittidae.